This is a messenger RNA of Gloeophyllum trabeum ATCC 11539, 1321 nucleotides long. Its product is annotated as Six-hairpin glycosidase. The transcript is spliced from 10 exons. Gene Ontology annotation, biological process: carbohydrate metabolic process. NCBI's taxonomy places the organism in Eukaryota, Fungi, Basidiomycota, Agaricomycetes, Gloeophyllales, Gloeophyllaceae. The coding region runs from base 97 to 1191 and encodes 364 amino acids. The record is from RefSeq and is a predicted model, not a curated record.
AGACAUUAUAACGAACUGGUCUAGGUAGGCGUGCAUUUCAGAGUUAGCCUGUAUACGACUUUGCUUGCAAUCAUUGCUGGCCAUAUUUUUACCCAAAUGACCACUCCACUAAGUUCAUCCGAGCUUGCCAUGCUCGAAUCAAUUCACGCGCAGCACGCGGAUCUCACGGCAAAGACGAAGGCGAUGAUAGAGAAAGUCAUGAUGGCAAUGCUUUGCAUGUCUCGCGCUUCCUGGGAACAAGGCGUAGCUGCUCAGGCGUUGUACGAGUUCCACUGCGCGUUUCGAUCCGACUACGGGCCAGAAUAUUUCGUCUGUAUGGCCCAUGAUGCUGUUGUGCGACAAGGAGACGACGGGCGCCUGAGUGCUCGUCUGUGUCAGGGAGAUCAAGGCUCCGUAGACACGACAGCAAUCUUAGAAACGCUCAUCCACGCACAUGAAGUAACCUCCGAAGACUACUACCUGGACGCCUCGAAGCGUGCCAUAGACUAUCUCCUGCAUAAAACUCCGAGAACGUCUGAUGGAAUAUGGAGUCAUCUCGCGGGUAAAGUACAGCUGUGGGUAGACGCAAUCUACAUGGGUCCUCCAGGCCUCGCCGCUGCGGGUAGUUUGUGGUAUAACGAAGGUUAUAUCAGAGAGGCUUAUCGUCAGACCAUGGCUUAUGUUAAGGUACUAUGGGAUGAGGACGAGCAUCUGUUCUCGCAUAUCUACGAUCCAGGAAAGGGUGAAUAUAUUCGCCAAGCCUUUUGGGGAGUCGGGAACGGAUGGGCCAUUGCUGGCAUGGCGAGGGUGUUGGACUUCCUGCCACCCGACUGGGAGCCCGAGAGAGACGCCCUUCUCUCGGUCAUCAUACGGACGAUAACUGCAAUGCUACGCCAUAUCCGCUCGGACCACCUUUUCCACGACGUCCUAAAUGACCCGUCUACCUUUGUCGAAACCAAUGCUGCUCAGCAGCUAUCAUACACCAUACUGCGUCUGUGCCGCAAAGGUCACCUAAGGGGAAAUCCGUGCGAACGGGAUUGGCGGAUGGAAGCUCUGAGAAUGAGAGACGCUGUUUGGUUGAAGGUUGACAGGUGGGGUCUCGUGCAGGGUGUGUGUGGGAGCCCAUCUUUCGAUCACCCUGGGACAGCAGCUGAAGGUCAAGCGUUCUUCUUACUCAUGGAGGCAGAGUACGAGCAUUAUGACCAACUUUGAUCGGCAAGUACGGACGAAGUCUGGCAUCUAUUACUUUCUAUGUAGAUAAAUUACAGAUCAUCCAACAAGUAACGUUAUUGAUACCACCUUUCCCUCAAUUUUUUCCUCUGCACCAUCGGCUUUGUGAUUA